Molecule: messenger RNA, 2653 nt
Organism: Nematostella vectensis (starlet sea anemone)
Lineage: Eukaryota; Metazoa; Cnidaria; Anthozoa; Actiniaria; Edwardsiidae
Product: synaptotagmin-6
Exons: 7
Coding region: 298-1530 (410 amino acids)
Biological process (GO): cellular response to calcium ion; calcium-ion regulated exocytosis; regulation of calcium ion-dependent exocytosis
Cellular component (GO): membrane
Molecular function (GO): phosphatidylserine binding; syntaxin binding; clathrin binding
Source: RefSeq, a predicted model, not a curated record
AUUUCCGUUUUCAAUGCCUCGAUGGUUCUGAGAGACCUAAAACAGAGUAAUGGCGGGGAUUAAUUAACGAAGAGUAUAGGUCCCUUACACGCGACGAAAAUACACCCCAAACUACCAGGGAAUACGACCACGAAAAAGAUUUUCUCACAACAACACACCAAGAAACAGAGUCUAGAUGAGAAUAUAAUAAGCUUUGAAAAUCGAGGCUGGGUAACUGGCAAUGAUUUAGUAAAAAUUUGUUUAGCAUUGUUUCCAAAUGGUACAAGCAUCAUACUGAUAAGAAGAUCAAACAUCAGUAUGGAACAGACGAGCCUUAUAGCUACCAUUAUUUUGCUUUCGGUUCUACUCCUCCUGGCAAUCUCCUUGAUCGCCAGGCUAGGCUACAAAGCCUGGCGAACUCGUCGCAUCAAGGGACGCAGGACCGUGACAUUUGACUCCACUGCGUCGCGUGACGGAAGCUAUAUGCCAGUCACACAAGCCGACCUUUCUACCCCCGCGUCUCUACGAUUGCCUAGUACAAGUGACUCCCCAUUCUCAAGUGGCGAGGUAAGACACGUCAGAGUCCAACCUCUUCUUAUCCGACGCUCGGUCCCAGACUCUCCUGACUCAGCACAGACCACACCUAAAACACCGCUUGCAAAGGAUUUGGGAAGCCUGGAUCCCAAUUUGUACACAUUUGAAACACAGGAAGAAGAAGACGGGGACGUGUUCUUUAGCGGCGGAAACCACAAGCUCGGUCAAGUCCACUUCACGGUACAGUACGACAUUCGCCGCACUGUCCUCACCGUCCGUCUUAUCAAAGCCAUCAACCUUUCACCCCUGGAUGGCGAGUGGAGCAAGCCGUGUAAUCCAUUCGCUAUCGUUCAACUACAACCUGAUUAUCAACACCAGCUGCAGUCCUACGUUCAGCGUAAGACAACAAACCCGAACUUUGACGAGACGUUCGAAUUUGAAGUUCUUGUGCAAGAGCUACAGCGUCUGUCUCUAUGUAUAACACUACACUCGUUCGACACUUUCGCGAGUCAUGAUAUUAUCGGUCAGGCGUUGCUACCUCUUGCAGACCUCGACCUCAAUAAAGAAAACAUUUAUAUUACAGACCUCAGACCUAGUCUCAAGCAUGUGGAUCUGGGUGAGCUGAUGGUGUCCUUGGGCUACCUUAAGUCUGCCGAACGCCUCACUGUAGUACUGAUCAAAGCACGAAAUCUUCCUGCCGUCAAUAUCAAAGGGACAGAUCCAUACGUCAAAGUGUCUUUAUUAAUAAACGGUAAACGCGUCAAGAAGAAAAAGACCUCCACGAAAAAAUCCGACUUGCAUCCCGUAUUCAACGAAGCUGUAUCAUUCGACAUUUCAAAAGAACUGCUAAGCAACAUUGAUCUUCUUCUAUCUGUCAUGCACGACAAUGACGUCAUAGGAUCUUUUUUGAUUGGUGCGCAUGCGCAGGGCAAGCAGCAUGAGCACUGGCAAGAUGUGCUGACCGCUGACCGUCCAAUUGCUCACUGGCACAUAUUGCAAGACCCAAAGAAGUUUUAAUGAGUAGAAUAUUCAUAUUUAUAGUUAAAGUUUUAUAAACCUAAUUCAAAAGUCCACAAUGUCUUAAUAGAAAAAAAUAAUACCCGGCAUUUGUAUAUCGCCAAGUAACAUCGAAAGACAUGAUCAAAUGUUUUUUACAUGACACAUACUUUAGUCUUUAAUCGUCAGUGUACAAUCGUGGUCACAUUGCAUUGCGACACAGGGUUCCGGUGCGAUUAAAAAAGCGUGCGCGCAUAAUCUAUUUUUGUUUUGAGUUGAAUGCUUCUUUAGAACCGUCUCCUCUCGCCCUUCGUCCCCCCCCCCCCCCUCUUCAAUGUUGGAUGAUGCCAACGCCAAAACACUUGACGCAACAUUGAAGGGGGGGGUUCUAAAGGGGGUUGUAAAUAUUAUCUUACGGGUUUUGUGCUCUUGCAUGGAUUAUUGUUUUGAAAAUUUGGACAAAUUCCGACAAUUUCCCGAUGAUUUUUACCAUGAUUGUAGAUACUGCUAAACACAUCUAAUAUUUUCGGUUGAUAUGAACGUACGAGCCAAGGUUAAAACUUUUCCCAAUUGUAAAUAGGAAAAAUCUUCCAAUACAUAUUAAAUCGGCAAUGUCACCAAUUUACUUACGGCCGAUUACAAGUUAAUUAUCAACGCCCCUGUAAUCCCAUGUUCUCUACCCCUGCAACCUUUAUUAUUAACGCUCCUGUAAUCCCAUGUUCUCCCUUAAAGGUCAUGUAAUAACUACUUACUAACCGAGAGUGAGGUCAUGCCGGGAAAUAUCAAACUGAGGCUUUGGCGUAUCGACCAAGGCUUUGCGAGGUCGAUGGUCGAGGUUAGUAAGUUGCGAGGUCGACGGUCGAGGUUAGUAAGUUGUUUGUUAUAUGGCUUUUUAAAAUAAAAAUGACAAGAAAACAAAUCAACUUUCGCUUUCGCGCGAAUAUCGAUUUUAUCGAUCGAUUUCAAAAAGGCGGGAAAACAAAAAACACUCGCGCGCUGAAAAAUCAAAAAUGUAAAUGAGUGAAAAGAUUCAACAACAAGUAAUUGGUAGUAAUUGGACGACUCUUGGAAGCUACAGGUUUUAUCAUUGGUGAAGUUGAUCAAAAAAAUAAUAAAGAAAGCUGAGUUGUCAGUCUUCACGGCA